Molecule: messenger RNA, 2062 nt
Organism: Phlebotomus papatasi
Lineage: Eukaryota; Metazoa; Arthropoda; Insecta; Diptera; Psychodidae
Gene: RpA-70
Product: replication protein A 70 kDa DNA-binding subunit
Exons: 5
Coding region: 122-1960 (612 amino acids)
Biological process (GO): DNA repair; DNA replication; DNA recombination
Cellular component (GO): nucleus
Molecular function (GO): DNA binding
Source: RefSeq, a predicted model, not a curated record
UCAAUUUUAUCAGUGAGAAAAGGCGCAAAAGUCGCGUUGUGAAGAGAAAUAUUGUCGGUCUCUGUUUUUUUCAUUAACAAUUUGCAUUAAAAUACAUAUUUGUGCAUAGAAAUUUGUAAAAAUGAAUUUUCCAGAAUUGUCCAAUGGAGCGAUAAAGCGUCUCAUUGAGGGUUCUGAUGAGCAACCUGUGCUCCAGAUGCUGGGCAUCAAGCUCAUUCCCAACAAUGAAUCCGAGAGAUAUCGCCUACUCAUCUCUGAUGGCCAAUAUUUGCAUAGUUUUGCAAUGCUGGCCUGUCAACUCAAUUACAUGUUCCACAAUGGAAGUCUCACGGAUUUCACUAUUUUCCGGCUGUCUCGCUUCAACACAUCCAUGGUUAACUCCAAGACAGACAGUGGAGGAAAGAGAGUGAUUGUCCUGAUGGAAGUCAAUGUUCUUGUGCCUGGCUCUGAAGUGGGCAGAAAAAUUGGCAAUCCGGUCGGCCUAGAAAUGAAGCCAGAUCAAAGUAACGCCGGAAACAAUAUGGGAGCAAAAACUUCAGCUCCAUCAUUUGCUGCAAAGGGUAAGCAGCCGAUGAACUCUUCAGGUUCCAGCUACAAUCAGCGAAAUGCUGCCAAUCUCAAUGAUUCAAUGUCACUCAGCACCUCAGUCACCCAUCCCAUUUGCUCCUUGACCCCGUAUCAGAAUAAAUGGGUGAUUAAGGCAAGGGUGAUGCACAAGGCCAAUGUGAGGACAUGGAAGAAUGAUCGAGGAGAAGGGAAGCUGUUCAGUUUUGAAUUGGCCGAUCAGAGUGGUGAGAUAAGGGCGACGGCAUUCAAAGAACAAGUUGACAAAUUCUACGAUAUGCUCGAAGUGGAUAAAGUUUACUUUGUGAGCAAAUGCACUCUCAAAGCAGCAGAUAAAAGAUUCAAUUCCACAAAGAAUGAUUACGAAUUAACACUGAACAAUGAGACAAUCAUCCAAGAGUGCUUUGAUGAUGUUGAUGUUCCAACAACAAAUUACAACUUUGUGCCGAUUUCCCAGAUUACCAAUAUGGAAGCCAACAGCAUGAUUGACGUCAUUGGGGUUUGCACAAAUGCUGGGGAUAUCUUCCAGUUCACAGCUCGUUCAAGUGGACGCGAACUGAAGAAGCGUGAAGUGACACUGGCAGAUCCCAGCAAGGCUAGCGUUACUUUGACUCUCUGGGGAGAUGAUGCUGAAAACUUUGAUGCUACUUAUCAACCAGUUCUGGCCAUUAAAGCAUGUCGAGUCACUGAAUUUGGUGGUGGAAAGACAAUUUCUCUCAUUUCCAACAGUCAGAUGAAGAUCAAUCCGGACAUUCCGGAAGGUCAUAGGAUUCGUGGUUGGUUUGACAAUGGAGGAAGUGAGGAGAUUGAUGUGAAUGUCUCAACGCGAACAGGAGGCGCAUCGGGACUAAAGACAGAAUGGGUGACAUUCCAUGAGGCGAAAGUGAAGAAUCUCGGGAUGGGAGACAAUCCAGAUUAUUUCCAGACCAAAGCCAUUGUGCAUCUGGUGCGUGUCAGCAAUUGCGUCUACAAGGCUUGUCCACAGGCUGAAUGCAACAAGAAGGUGGUGGAUCAGGAUGACGGAACCUACCGUUGCGAGAAAUGCAACACCGCCUAUGCUAACUUCAAGUAUCGCUAUCUCGUUUCGAUGAGCAUUGGCGAUUGGACAUCCAAUCGUUGGGUGACAUGCUUCAAUGAAGUCGCAGAGCAGAUUAUCGGGAAGAGUGCGCAGGAAAUUGGUGAAUUGCUGACCAACAAUCCGGAUGAGGCAGAGGCUGUGGUCUCAAGCAUUCAUUUCAGUGCUUAUAUCUUCAAGUUGCGCAUCAAGAUGGAGCAUUUUGGGGAUACAAAUCGCAACAAAAUUACUGUUGUGGGCGCAACUCCCCUCAACUACAAAGAUUACAAUGAAUAUCUCAUCAAGCAUUUGUCUGAACUCACUGGAAUUACAGCUAAGUAAACUUAAGUAAGCUAAGUAAACUUCUCAUUUUUAUAUUAUACGAGUUUCAUUAUGUACUCUCUUGAUUUUUUUUUGGAAUUAGAAAUAAAUGAAUAAACUGUA